UUACGGGCUUGAGAUGUACCGGAGAAGAAGAAGUUAGAGCCCGUAUUAUACGAAAUAAAAGGUUAUUGGAUUUAUAUUUUGGAGGUAAAGGGCCAGUUACACCACCACAGUUAGAGGACGCAUUUAGGAGAUGCGAUCACAUGUUAGACAAGUUGAAGUUAGGAUUGGUGUAUAUACUGGAGAGUAUAUUGAGGUGUCGACAUCGUAAGACGUCGAUCGAUCUUUUUUCAUUGGAUGUUGUUGAUGAUAUCGAUACUUUCAACAGCUUUCCAUGGGGUCGGAGAUGUUACACCGAUACUCUUUAUGUAUUCAAAAGGGUACAUACUAUGCCGAAAUCGGAGAGGGGCGAUCACAAAUAUGAUGUAUAUGGCUUUUGCAUGGCUUUGCAGUUGUGGGCAUAUGAGGCUAUCCCUGCUUUGGGUAGCAAAUGGGCGAUCAGAAGGGAGACCAGUUGCCCACGAAUGCUUCAUUGGUGAGCACAUGAAAAGCCAUCGGCUAAAGAUUUGACAGUUAUCCUCGACGAUCCUCAACUCGAAGUUCAUGCUGAGUUGGUUGUUUUGAUGGAAGAGGAAGAUGCAAUAUAUGUACAUGAAUUACUUGUUCCAUCUACUGAAGACGAUCCAAUAUUUGAGUCCGUUCCGGAUAGAAAUAUAGAGCGUCAUCCGGAACUUCCACUUAGGAGAUCUCCUUCGCCUCCACCGAUGAGAUCUCCGUCGCCUCCACCGAUAAGAUCACCUCUACCGCCAUUAUCUCAUUCUUCGAGGAUAUCUCCGUCUCCCGUACCCACCCACGUCCCACGUGGAUUGUCUACACCCAGUCAGACCCGUCGUUCAGAUGAUUUCUUUGCACGCAUGACCGUCAUUAUUAGAGAGGAACUGGGAACGAUGCGACGUGAUUUUAUGACAGAGGUAGUCGCACUACGAGAGGAGAUAGGGGUGUUGCAACGGGAUUUUACGACAGAGAUCGUCGCAGUACGAGAGGAGAUAGGGGUGCUGCGACGAGAUUUUACGACAGAUGUAGUAACUUUGCGAGAUGAGAUUGGAGUGCUGUGACGAGAUAUAGGAGACCUUCAUACUGAGGUUGCAGCACUUCGAGGCGAUGUAGCAGGCGUCCGAGGGAAUGUCGGGGAGACUGGUGUUCCUCGAGAUUGG
Olea europaea var. sylvestris is the source of this 1151-nucleotide messenger RNA. RefSeq lists its product as uncharacterized. The transcript has 4 exons. The record is from RefSeq and is a predicted model, not a curated record. Bases 561 to 1052 code for a protein of 163 amino acids. NCBI's taxonomy places the organism in Eukaryota, Viridiplantae, Streptophyta, Magnoliopsida, Lamiales, Oleaceae.